AUGAGUGCAGGACAGCAGACACUCGUGGGAUUGUUCCAAAGUCUUGGUGUCAGAGUUGGUGGUCUCUAUGCAGUCCUGAUCAGCAAUACUGCACCAGCAUUACAGAUCCUCUACCUGGCAGGAAUGUACAUCUCUGCCUUCCCCAUCAUCAUCUCGUUGCGUCAGACCAACAUCUAUGAGGAAAGAUCCCUUGGCAUUGAGAACGACGGCGACGAAGAUGCGGACAAGAAAGGCGAAAAGUCGUACAUAUCCGAGCACGUACGAAAACAACUCGCCUAUGAUCUGUGGUGGCUUAUACUGGCAAUUUGGCUGAUAACAAUCAUCGAGCGUCACGACAUUGUAGCUGGAGGCGACUACUUCACCAUCUGGGCCAUUAUUUUCGAGACAUUGAGUGCGUACGGCACAGUCGGUUUGUUAUUGGGUGUCCCAUACGACAAUUACUCUUUCAGUGGAACAUGGCACACUCUGAGUAAAUUGAUUCUUAUUUGUGUGAUGAUUCGGGGAAGACACCGAGGCUUGCCAUAUGCAAUUGACAGAGCAGUGCUGUUGCCAGGAGAAGAGUUGAUGGAGAAGAUGGACAAGGAGGUCAAUGGCAGAGGUAGCAAUAAAUAUGGUGCUAAAUGGCAGGAAGAAGAACAGAGAGUCCGAAGAGAGCAAGAGGGGUCACAAGCUGAAAACCAAGAGCGAGGACAGGACCCAGAAGGACAUGAUGUCGAGGGCACUGAGGAAGGGCCUUCAUAA
Messenger RNA from Aureobasidium uvarum, 741 nucleotides. The record is from the annotation of a GenBank genome assembly. Lineage: Eukaryota; Fungi; Ascomycota; Dothideomycetes; Dothideales; Saccotheciaceae.